GCCCUCAAGAUGGCGGCGGGCUUCCGGAGCGGCUCGGCCCAGCAGUAGUGGCGGGACGGCUACUCGCCGCUAGGGCCGGCCGCCCCCGGAGGCUGCAGCAGCGCCAGGAGUCGAGGAUGGUAAAAUGACCCAGGGAAAGAAAAAGAAACGGGCCGCGAACCGCAGUAUCAUGCUGGCCAAGAAGAUCAUCAUUAAGGACGGAGGCACGCCUCAAGGAAUUGGUUCUCCUAGUGUUUAUCAUGCGGUUAUUGUCAUCUUUCUGGAGUUUUUUGCUUGGGGACUAUUAACGGCACCAACGUUGGUGGUAUUACAUGAAACCUUCCCUAAACAUACAUUUCUGAUGAAUGGCCUAAUUCAAGGAGUAAAGGGUUUGUUGUCCUUCCUCAGUGCCCCCCUUAUUGGUGCUCUUUCUGAUGUUUGGGGCCGAAAGUCCUUCUUGCUGCUAACGGUUUUUUUCACAUGUGCUCCAAUCCCUUUAAUGAAAAUCAGCCCAUGGUGGUAUUUUGCUGUUAUCUCUGUUUCUGGGGUUUUUGCAGUGACAUUCUCUGUGGUAUUUGCAUACGUAGCAGAUAUAACUCAAGAGCAUGAAAGAAGUAUGGCUUAUGGGUUGGUUUCAGCAACAUUCGCUGCAAGUUUAGUUACCAGCCCUGCUAUUGGAGCUUACCUUGGACGAGUGUACGGGGAUACCUUAGUGGUGGUCUUGGCUACAGCAAUAGCUUUGCUUGAUAUUUGCUUCAUACUUGUGGCUGUGCCAGAGUCACUGCCUGAGAAGAUGCGGCCAGCAUCAUGGGGAGCACCAAUUUCCUGGGAACAGGCUGACCCUUUUGCAUCCUUAAAGAAAGUGGGUCAGGAUUCCAUCGUGCUGCUCAUCUGUAUCACGGUGUUCCUCUCUUACCUGCCCGAGGCAGGCCAGUACUCCAGCUUCUUCUUGUACCUCAGACAGAUAAUGAAAUUUUCACCAGAAAGUGUUGCAGCCUUCAUAGCUGUCCUUGGCAUUCUUUCUAUUAUUGCACAGACCAUAGUCUUGAGUUUGCUUAUGAGGUCAAUUGGAAAUAAGAACACCAUUUUAUUGGGUCUAGGAUUUCAAAUAUUACAACUGGCAUGGUAUGGCUUUGGUUCAGAACCUUGGAUGAUGUGGGCUGCUGGGGCAGUUGCAGCCAUGUCCAGCAUUACCUUUCCUGCUGUUAGUGCCCUUGUUUCCCGAACUGCUGAUGCUGAUCAACAGGGUGUUGUUCAAGGAAUGAUAACAGGAAUUAGAGGAUUAUGUAACGGUCUGGGACCAGCCCUUUAUGGAUUUAUUUUCUACAUAUUCCAUGUGGAACUUAAAGAACUGCCAAUCACAGGAACAGACUUGGGGACAAACACAAGCCCUCAGCACCACUUUGAACAGAACUCCAUCAUCCCCGGUCCCCCCUUCCUCUUUGGAGCCUGUUCGGUACUGCUGGCUCUGCUUGUUGCCUUGUUCAUUCCGGAACAUACUAAUUUAAGUUUAAGGUCCAGCAGUUGGAGAAAGCAUUGUGGCAGCCACAGCCAUCCUCACAAUACACAAGCGCCAGGAGAGGCCAAAGAACCUUUGCUCCAGGACACAAAUGUGUAAGGACCAAAAUCAGGAAGAUUUUUCUAUCAGCACCCAGGUCUUAGUUUUCACCUGUAGUUCUGGAUGUACAUUCCAUUUCCAUCUAAAGUGUACUUUAAGGUUGUCCUAAGAAAUGUAUUUGCAUGAACUCCGUGGGAACUAAAGAAUGAACCGGACAGUUUUCCAAAGAUGUUACCUUUUUUUUUUUUUUUAAAGAAACCUUUGUUUAUUAGCACCAAUCUCUUGCCACUAAACUGUUUUAUGACACUUCCUUUAAUUAAAAACUAUAUAUGUAACUCUUAGCUGUUAGCAUAUGUCUCUACUACCAUUUCCUUAAGGUGUUGAGCUUUACCUCUGUUGAUGCUCACUCAGUGAGACAGAGUAGGGAGUAUAGCUGUGGACCUGUUUGACAUUGUAAAAUCCCGAGUCAGAUUUUAAUAUUGUAAAAAUUUUGAGUCAAAUGAUUCAAAGCCUUAAUGCAGCUGCACUAGAAUAAAGAAAUGGUAAAUGAAUUGUUUGCAUUAAAAGAGAAAAAUGUACUAAAUCAGAAUCAUGUUUUAAGCUUUUUUGCCAUAAUUUCAUUUUAAACAUUAUUCACUACUGUUUUGCAGAAAAGAUGGCCAUUUAGACUUUAACUUGGAGUGGUUGGAGCUUGUCCAUAUAUGUGCUGGUUCAGAUUUGUUCAAAUCUGUUCUGCUUCUUAUACCACUAUUCUUUUAAUGUUUGCAUAAUCAUAAAAACCUCAACACUUGAAUACAUAAUCUAAAGAUUCUAUAGUAAAGCUGGUAGCCUUGAAAACGUCAAUGUGAUAUCUAUAUGUAGAUAAAUAUAUAUAGUGGCCUUUCAGGACUGUCACAGUAACACUUUAUUUACAGAGCUAAUGUUUGUCCUAAAUUUUCAGGACCCUAGAAGAGAGCUUUAUACAAUUAUUGAUGUGAAUUUCUCUAAAGUGUAUAUUUUUGUGUCCAGUUAUUUAAAAAGUGUUACUUUGUAAAAAUUGUACAUAAAGUAUUGUAUAGUUUACACUGUUUUCAUCUUGUGUGUGGUUACUGCCUAAUGCUUUUUAAACUUGGAACAUUCACUAUGAUUAAAUAAGG
Messenger RNA from Jaculus jaculus (lesser Egyptian jerboa), 2673 nucleotides. It is a transcript of the gene Slc71a1, whose product is annotated as major facilitator superfamily domain containing 14A. The record is from RefSeq and is a predicted model, not a curated record. Gene Ontology annotation, molecular function: transmembrane transporter activity. Bases 125 to 1597 code for a protein of 490 amino acids. NCBI's taxonomy places the organism in Eukaryota, Metazoa, Chordata, Mammalia, Rodentia, Dipodidae. The transcript has 12 exons. Gene Ontology annotation, biological process: transmembrane transport. Gene Ontology annotation, cellular component: membrane.